GACCGUAUGCAUUGACAAAUGUUAUAUCUGGGACAUCUUUGUUAUUGGCUGGAUGUGAAGGGAUCAGCGGACUUCUACUAAUUGUUGAGGAAGUUGAGGAUUAGGGAAGGAAAUUGAAAGUGUAGAACGUAUAAAUUGUUAUAACCUCCUCUGUGGUGUAUUUACGAUCAUUGGAAUCCUGUGGCUGGUUUCGUUGUGAUGUUACUAUCAAUGACGUUCUGAGAUGAUUGUCGAGUAGAGGUUUUGAUGUAUUGAAUAUUGAAAGUCCUUUGAUUGAAAUUUGACAUUUAGGAUGUGAAAAUCGUAAAAUCUUUUUAAUUGUAAAUAUCCUGAAUGUGUGUGAGUGAGGUGGGGGUUGUCCAUAAUGGCAAACCCCACUUUGCUGAGGUUCACUUUGUGUAGUUUGCAUAUAUUAGCUUUAACCGAAAGUUUAUUGGAAUGCUCAUCUUCGUGUUCCUGUUUGGGAAAGCUUGUUGACUGCAGCAAGAAGGAUCUUCCAGAGAUUCCAAAAGAUAUUCCUGCUCAGACUGAAAACUUGAAUCUCAAUGGUAACCAAAUAUCAAAUUUAGAUAAAGGCAGCCUGGACAAAUUUGAGAAACUUGUUGAUUUAAAAUUAAAUCGCAAUCAAAUUGGAAAUCUGACAAAGGAUGUAUUUAAAAAUCUUCAGUUUUUGGAAACUUUAGAAUUGAACAAAAACAAAUUUUCAAAAAUCGAUGGUUUGUCUUUCUCUGGCUUACAAAAUCUUCAAACAUUAAGAUUACAACGUAAUUCCAUAUCGACACUUCUGGAUGGGGCAUUGUGGGGUCUUCAGAGAUUGAGUAUACUGCAAUUGGACUUUAAUAAUAUUACCAACAUAACCAAGAGUUGGUUAUAUGGACUUGUUUCUUUGAACAAGUUAACAUUAAGUCAUAAUCGCAUUACAAGUAUUGACCAACAUGCCUGGGAAUUUUGUAAACAAUUGACAGAGUUAGAUUUAUCCAACAACAAAUUGAAUGCAAUUAAAAGGGACACUUUUCAGCAUCUUGCCACAUUAAAAAUUCUACAUUUGGACAGUAAUCAAAUUGAAUACAUUGCUGAGGGUGCAUUUAAUAACACCCCCGCGUUGGAAGUAUUAGAACUCAAAUUCAACAAAAUAUCAUGGGCAAUAGAUGACAUGACAGGUGUUUUUAUGGGUCUUGGCCAAUUGAUGAAAUUUGGUCUUGCUGCAAAUCAUAUUAAGACACUCAAUAAAAAAGCUUUUAUUGGUCUGGAAAAAUUAAAAACCUUAGACUUAAGCAGUAAUAAUAUCACUUCCAUUCAAGAAAAUGUUUUUGCUCCUAUGACACAAUUAACCGAGUUGCUUCUUAAUACCACUAGUCUUCUAUGUGAUUGCAAUUUGAAGUGGUUUCCUGUAUGGCUGCAAGAAUCUUCUUACGAAUCAAUAACAACAAGUUGUUCAUAUCCUGACUGGCUCAAAGGAAUGUCAAUUUUGCAAGUGCCAAUAUCCAAUUUUACAUGUGUUGAGUUUCCAAAACCCAAUAUUAUGGUCCAUCCUCUGACUCAGACAGCUUUAAGAGGAAACAACGUGACACUUCAUUGUAAAGCUUCAUCAUCUGCAGAAGUUCCUAUGACCUUUCAGUGGAGGAAGGACAAUGUAGAUAUAAAACCUAUUAAUAUACAACAAUUCAUUCGAAGUUCUGAUGGCAAAGGCACAGAGCAAAGCUCUGAAUUCACAUUAUUAAACAUUACUCAAAAUGAUGCUGGAAAAUAUCAGUGUGUAGUGUCAAACAAUUAUGGAACAACAUAUUCUGCUAAGUCAAAACUGUCAGUUUAUGUUUAUCCAACAUUUGAUAAAAUUCCUGCUAAUGUUACGGCAAAAUCAGGUAGUACAGCUAAAUUGGAAUGUGCUGCAAGUGGCUCACCUCAGCCACAGAUAUCUUGGCGAAAGGAUGGGGGAAAUGAUUUCCCAGCAGCUCGUGAAAGGAGAAUGCAUGUGAUGCAUAAUGAUGAUGUAUUCUUCAUUAUUGAUAUUAAAACUGUAGAUAUGGGAAUAUACAGUUGUACUGCUUGGAAUGCAGUUGGUUCCAUAAUUGCUAAUGCAACAUUAACUGUUUUAGAAUCACCUUCAUUUGUAAAACAUAUGGAAAGUAAAGAAACAACUGUAGGAAAACCAAUUGUCCUCGAGUGCAUGGCUGCUGGUUCACCCAAACCAAAAUUGUUGUGGAAAAAAGAUGGAAGUAAUUUAGUUGCAACUGAAAGGCACUUCUUUACUGCAGAAGAUCAGUUAUUGGUUAUUGUUGGUACUACUUUAGAAGAUGCUGGAAAAUAUGAGUGUGAAAUGACUAAUGCUCUGGGGACUGAGAAGGGUUAUUCUCAAGUUUCUAUCUUACCAGCUGCAGCUGAUGGGAGCAGUGAAAAUGAAAAUGACAUGACUGGCAUAAUCGUCAUCACUGUUGUGUGCUGUGCUAUUGGAACUUCCAUAAUCUGGGUGGUUAUUAUUUAUCAAACAAGAAAGAAAAUGGGUCUUGUGGAAGUGGGUACUGAGAGUUGUCAGUAUCCCAGCACACUUCUGCCUUCCAAUCUUAGUUCUGCCCCCCACCUUUAUUUAGAUACCAAUUCAGAGCAUUCCAGUGGGAAAGAUAGUGGCACUGGUGACUCUGCAAAAAGAAGUAGUGAUGAUUUACUUCUUCGAAACGAUGUGCCUGGAAAUUUAGAGGGUGGAAGUCAUCCAAAUAUGGAAGCCACAAAUCACUUGCUACCUAAAGAGGUACAAGUUAGAGUUGUAGAUGAUGAACACCCUACUCCAAUUCUGAGAAGUAGUUUGCACACCCGAAGGACUGAUCAUGAUCGGUUUUGUAAAGUGAGUCUCUUGUGUGGUGGUUGUUCCCAACGGUGGUCUGCACCUCAUUGUGUGGAGAUGGACCGAAGUCAUAUGCCCCCAUCAUGUUCUUAUCAUAGCCUACCUAUUAGCUUAAGGCCAGAGUUAGGUCAGGACAAUGCUAGUCAAGUGGAUGCUGUAGAAGGCAACCAGACAGUGGAUGAGGCUACACCAUGUGUUGCAAACGUGUAGUGCUUCUUCUUAGCUGUAGGUGUGUAGAUAGAAAUGGUGUAAGUUACUGCAUAGAUAAAGCUGAGAUUUUCUAUUGGUAGCUUUGUUUAUAUUCUGUUAAUUGAGAAUUGAAAUAUGAAUUGUGAUUAAUUGCAUUUAUUGUAAUGCUAAAUUUUUCAUAUAUUAUGAGAGUUGUUUUAAACUCGCUAUACUGAGUAUUUUUUUCUUUCCUUUUAUCCUUAAUGUGAGGUAAGUUGUUGACUUUCAAAUCAGCCAUUUGUCUAUAAAACUGUAAAACUAUUACAUAUUUAAAAAUUAUUGCAAAAAAUUCAUAACUAAACUGUCUCAUUAACAUACUGAAAAUAUUACAAAAUAUUGUCGUCUAAUCUCUUCGUCAAUUCUUUCUUUCUUUCUUUCUUUUCCUUUCCAAAUAAAUAGAAGAAUCAAGUUGGAAGUAUUAUCAAGAUCUAUGUAUUAACAACAGAUUAUGAAGAAAACUGCUAAUAUUCUUAAAUCACUGGUUUGUAAGGUUGUACGUCUGUGAUGCACCAAAGGUACAAAAUCCAAAACGUAAAAUAUUGUUUCACACUCACUCAAAGUAAAUGAAAGAAUGGGAAGAAAUAAAUUUUCUUGCAUUUUAAAUUGAAAUGCAAGAUGUUUGCCAGGGAAGGUGUAAAAAAUCAAGAACACAAAUGGAAAAUGUUUUGUAUAUUUGGAAAUUUCGCAAUAUUUGGAUUGUGAAAAAACUAAAAUUGUCCUUGAUGUUUACAUUUGGAUAGUUUUAUAGUGACACAACAGACAGGAUGAUUAACCUUGUAGUUAUGGAGGUUUUUUUUCUUUCUACAAUCUUGGCUGUAAAGACUAUUUUUUUUAAAAAUAGAUGAAUAUGAUUGACCCCAAUGGAUUUUUUACCACAGUGAGUGUUGGCGAGGCCUGAGGCAGGCUAGUCUUGCAAAGGAAGGCAAUGAUAACUUACAGGCAGUGGGCCACAGUGAGGUAAUGUUUAUAUACAAGCUAAAAUAGAUUUGAGAUAUGUAUGCAUGGAAAAAAGGCAACAGUUUAUAUCCUAAUGCAUCGAAAUAUGACACUUCAAAAAUUAAUUUGUCGUCAUUAUAGUCAUGAACUGUUCAGGUUUAGACCAAUGGUCUGUUCCUAUUCCUCCAGUAGUCACAGUCUCUGCCUAGGUGUUCCUGGUCUUCCCACAUCUUCUUUGGUCAGCCUCUUUCUCUUUCACC
Molecule: messenger RNA, 4263 nt
Organism: Gryllus bimaculatus (two-spotted cricket)
Lineage: Eukaryota; Metazoa; Arthropoda; Insecta; Orthoptera; Gryllidae
Source: the annotation of a GenBank genome assembly